AUGACUACUCUGCUGGAUCGUUUGCAAGAACACUUGGUAAAGAAACGACAGGGGUUGAAUGAUGUUCAUGAAACUUUAAAAAAAAUUACUGGCCGUGAUACGUUUGAUGAUCAUUUAAACCAUGGUAAAUUCAACAAACGACCACAGGUAGGUGGAGACCAAAAACCACAAUUCAGAGAGUCAUUAAAGAAAGAUGUCAAGCGAUUGCGAGAUAAUAAUCUUUCCUUUAGAAAUGAUAAUCAGAAUCGUAAGGUUUUUGUCAACCCUAAUGAAUCAUCAAAAAUUUUUAAAAAUGGAAAUAAUUCGGGUAGGAUAUCAGCUAAGGAUCGUUUAGGGACAAUUGUUGCAGAUGAUAAUCAGAAACCUAUAAAAGAAGAAUAUGAAGAUGAUGAAGAUAUGGACGAAGAUCCUACGCCCAAAAAAACCCUUCAAUCGCAAGUUAUGUUGUCAUCUAAAAUUAUGAAAUCUCGCACUGAAGUAUUGGCUGCUCAACAAGGUGAUCAAGUGACUAAAGAACGAAACCGACGUAUGUUUGGGUCAUUAUUAGGUACUCUACAAAAGUUUAAGAAAGAAGAAACUCAAUUAAAAGAUAAAGAAGAAAAAAAAGCUAAAAUUGAAAGAAGAUUAGAUGAAGAAGCAUUGAAAGAGAAAGAAUCAUUAGUUCUACGGAAGCGAGAAUUAUUUAUGCAAAGAAAACAGCAACAAAGGGACAUAAAAAAUAUAGAGAUUAAAAUGGGAUUGGUAAGAAAUUUUGAAAUAUUUGAACGCCAAAUAAAUUGCACAAUGAAUUUUAUUAAAACUGAAUUUGAUCCUUCGGUGUUUUACUUGCCUAAAAUACAUAAUGAAAAGACUGAAAAAAAAUUAGAGAAGACGCGUUCAUAUUUGAGCAAUAUCUUAGGGAAGAAAAGGAAUAUGGUUGAAAGUCAAAUUGAGAAGUUGCUACAACCUGAUGACGAACAAAUGGAGUUUGAUGACAGAGUGGAAGAUGGCGAAGUAAGAGCAGCUGAUGAAGAAGAAGAUGCUGAUGUGGAUGUGUACGAAAGGCAUCAAGAUAAUGGAACUUUUAACUAUGAUUAA
Messenger RNA from Macrosiphum euphorbiae (potato aphid), 1077 nucleotides. The record is from the annotation of a GenBank genome assembly. NCBI's taxonomy places the organism in Eukaryota, Metazoa, Arthropoda, Insecta, Hemiptera, Aphididae.